This is a messenger RNA of Magnolia sinica, 2514 nucleotides long. Its product is annotated as receptor-like protein 53. The record is from RefSeq and is a predicted model, not a curated record. Lineage: Eukaryota; Viridiplantae; Streptophyta; Magnoliopsida; Magnoliales; Magnoliaceae. The transcript is spliced from 3 exons. Bases 1 to 2514 code for a protein of 837 amino acids. Gene Ontology annotation, molecular function: protein binding.
AUGGUCGGAGUGGAUUUUACACACGGCGUCAAUCAGCGGUUCGCCGACCUUCACAGCGCCAACCGCACGAGAUCUGUUUGCAACAGGAAGUUGCGGUCGAUCCAGAAGCUAAACCUCGCUUACAAUGACUUUGAUCACUCUCCAAUCCCAUCUGGGUUUGAGCAGCUCACCAGUUUGACCCAUCUCAACCUCUCUUGGUUGCAAUUUUAUGGCCAAAUCCCACUGGAAAUCUCCGGCUUGACCACUUUGGUGUCCCUCGAUCUAUCUGAAUAUCAAUAUUUCGAUGGUUCCUACUAUGAAUACCUGACAUUCGAAAACCCAAACAUUGGAGAAUUCGUCCAAAAUCUGUCGAGUCUGAGAGAACUCCAUCUCGAUGAUGUAGAAAUCUCAGCUCGGGGUAGCGAGUGGGGCCUGGCGUUAUCCUCUGCACUCCCUCAUCUUCAGAAGUUGAGCUUGAGAUAUUGCGGUCUAUCAGGCCCCAUCCAUCCUUUCCUUUCCAAUCUCCAUUUCCUAUCUGAACUUGACCUCACUGGAAACAAUUUCUCUACGGUGGUACCUAACUUCAUAGGGAAGUUCUCUUCUUUAACUACACUGCGCCUCAGAAAUUGUAGUUUGUAUGGCAAAUUUCCAGAGAGUAUUUUCAGGCUACCAAACCUACAAACCCUGGAUGUAGGAUACAAUCCACUUCUGACGGGUGAAAUCCCUCCAAACAAUACUCUCCGGGAGUUGUACCUAUCCGACACUGGAUUUUGUAGCAACCUACGGGAUUCAUUCAGUAAUUCCAAACUGCUGACAAUGAUCCAGCUUAGACAUUGCAAACUAGCCGGCCAAUUUCCAUCAUGGGUUGUGAAUCUCGGGAAACUCAUGUAUUUGGAUCUUUCAGACAACGGUUUCAGCGGACCAUUGCCAUCAUUAUUGUUUUCACUCCCAUCAUUACGAGGGCUGUAUCUCCUAGAUAAUCAAUUUAGUGGUCAACUUAGUGAAUUCCACAACCCAUCCUCUUCUCUGCUAGAGAGAAUCAAAUUAGAUAACAACAAGUUGGAGGGGCCUAUUCCGAUGUCCAUCUUUGAACUCACAAAGCUUCAAGACCUCUCUCUUUCAUCAAACAAUUUCAGUGGUGAUGUGGACCUUGGCUUAUUCCAAAACCUUAGGAACCUCAGGGCCCUAUUUCUCUCAGAUAACAACUUCUCAAUCCAUGAUGGCAGAAGCAAUUCAACCUCCAUGUCCUUCCCCCAGAUUCAAUCUUUGCUCUUAAGAUCUUGCAAUAUCACCAAAUUUCCAAAUAUCUUGAGAAACCAAGAAUCUAUGCAUUUCAUAGACCUUUCCAACAACAACAUCAAUGGUGAAAUACCAAAGUGGCUAUGGAAGUUGGGAAACGUCCUCGAUCUGUCUCACAACCACUUCAGUGGUUCUAUUCCACCAUGUUUGGGUCAAAUCAGUGAUGCCCUCAUUGUGUUGAAUCUUGGAGGAAAUGCAUUUCAUGGCCCGUUGCUUCAAACAUUCAAAGAGGAGUGCACCCUAGAGACACUUGAUCUCAAUGGAAAUCAAUUCGAAGGACAUGUGCCAAGUUCUUUGGCCAGGUGCAAGAAGCUAGAGGUGUUAAACCUUGGAAACAAUCAAAUACAUGACACCUUCCCUUUCUGGAUAGAAAAUUUAUCUCAGUUGCACAUUCUCAUCUUGGGAUCCAACAAAUUUCAUGGCACCAUUGGGCACCCCCAAGCAAAUCAUACAUUUCCACUAUUACAAAUCUUUGAUCUCUCCGACAAUAGCUUCACGGGUAAGUUGUCAUCAAAUAUGUUUAGGAGCUGGAAAGCAAUGAUGGAGACCAAAUCUCAAUCUCAAUUUCUUAGCAAAACAUUUGGCAAUGGAUACUAUCAAGAUAAAGUGACUAUAGUGAGUAAAGGGCUAGAAAUGGAGCUGGUAAAGAUCCUUACUGCCUUUACGGUAGUGGAUCUCUCAAAUAACCAAUUUCAUGGGGACAUUCCAGAAUCGGUUGGGAAUUUAAAGUCGUUGAUUGUGCUUAAUAUAUCCUAUAACCAUUUCACAGGCCGAAUUCCAGCAUCAUUUGAAAACAUUAAAGCUCUUGAGUCAUUAGAUUUGUCACAUAAUAAUGUGUCAGGAGAGAUCCCUUGGCAGCUGAAAAAGUUAAACUUCCUUGCCGUGUUGGACCUUUCACAAAAUCUCCUCGUUGGAAGCAUACCACAAGGUCAACAAUUCAAUACAUUCACAAAUAAAUCUUUUCUUGGGAACUCGGGAUUAUGUGGCACUCCACUGUCAAAGAAAUGUGAACAUGUUGAGGCACAUGCAUCACCACCAUCGGCGCAAUCAGAAAGCAAAUAUGACUGGAAACCCAUGUGGAUUGGCUUUGGAAUUGGAUAUGGAGUGGGAAUGGGAAUCCUUUAUUGGACUCUAGCACUUUGGACAAAUGGAAUGAGAGAAUUCACUGUAUUUAUUGAUAAAGUGCUUAUGUUGAUUUUUCCAUGUGAGGCAUUUAUUCUAAUGCAUCGAUACUGA